AUGGCCAAGAACGGCGAUUGCGAGUAUGAUGUGAUCAUCGUUGGCGCCGGCACAGCUGGUUGUGUCCUAGCGAACCGACUAUCAGAACAUCCAAAUAUCUCAGUUUUAGUGCUGGAAGCUGGAGUAGACCGCAGCGAUGAUGAGCGAGUCUACACCCCCGGUCUUACGGGCAGCACCUGGGAUGAUCCUGACUUUGACUGGCAAUACACUUCGCCGCCGGAGCCUGGCUUCAAUAACAGGAUCCUUAAGCAUCCUCGUGGACGACUUGUUGGCGGCACAAGCGCCAUCAACUCCUUUGCACUUAUUUAUCCCUCGGUCGCGGAGAUUGAUGCCUGGGCAGAGUUGGGCGACGAAGCCUGGAACUGGCAGGCUCUGGCACCGUACUACCGAAAGUUUCAAACCAUUGUGCCACCAAGCGAGGAAGCGAGGAGAGAUCUCAACCUCGCUCAUAGCGAUGCGAACAUCCGCGAGUCGAAGGGUCCGAUCCAGGCGUCUUUCCCGACGCGAGCAACAGCGAUGCAGAAAGCAUGGGUCGAAACCUUUCGCACUUUAGGAUUGAAUACCCGCAAUGACCCUUUGGACGGACAUGCACUGGGUGGACACACCUCGACUUGCCACAUAACCGGUGUAACACGUGAGCGUAGUCAUGCUGGGACAGCAUACCUCAAGCCAGUCUUAGACAGAAGUAAUCUCACCUUGACCACCAAUGCUUUGGUGCAGAAGCUGGUUAUAGAGCGGCAAGGCUCCGUACCGAUUGUGCGAGGCGUCCGUUAUUCGAAGGAUGGCAAGCAUUGCGAAGUCCGAGCCAGGAAGGAAGUCGUCCUCGCCGCAGGCACGUUCAACUCCCCGCAGAUUCUGGAGCUUUCGGGUAUCGGCAAUCCAGAGAUUCUGAAGCAAAACGGCAUUGAGGUGAUCCUCGCCAACCCAUCAGUGGGAGAGAAUCUCCAGGAUCAUAUACGGCCGGGAAUUUCAUUCGAAGUGAAUGACGAUGUCCCAGUUGGGAUGCCAAUGUCUGAUGAAGAAGCCCGCAAGCUGUACGAGAAAGAUCGGUCGGGGCCUUGGGGUUAUCUCGGCGCUUUCUCAUUCUCGUAUACACCGCUUGUGCCGUUCUUGGAUCCAGUGGAGAAGGAACAGCUCAAGACAUUACUCGAUGAGCAUCUGAAUGAUGAUAAGCACUUCUCACCGUUCGUACGCAAGCGGAAAGCCUUCAUCCGAAAGACUAUCGAAUCUCCCCAUGAAGCAACCGCCACGAGCUUCAUGAUCCGAAAUCCUGUGAUCGGCGCACCAGAGGGCAACUACGUGACGUUACGAUCUAUGCUUUCACACCCUUUGUCGACUGGGUAUUCGCACAUCACAUCUGCUGAUCCACGGGCCAAGCCAGAGAUUAGAUUCAACUACUACUCGCAUCCGGUCGACCUCGAGGUUCACGCCAGGCACAUGCAGAUCUUAACCCGAAUAGCGCAGGCAGAGCCACUGGCAUCGUACAUCAAACCGGGAGGAAAGCAGGCACCGGUAGAGUAUCCAGCGGACAGUGUUGAAAGUGCGAAGGAGCUGUGUCGCGCUUACUCGUCCACAAACUACCAUCCGUGUAGUACCUGCGCCCUCGGCGAGGUAGUUGAUGGACGGUUGAGCGUCAAUGGCGUGAAGAACCUGCGUAUCGUCGAUGCGAGCGUCAUACCGCUUAUACCACGAGGCAAUAUCAUCACGACCGUAUAUGCCAUCGCAGAGCGAGCCGCCGACAUCAUUAGUGAAGAUUUGCACGUUCGUAGACCGACACCGGCUGGCUGUCCAACGUCUCGUCUGUUACCUGUAGUAGUCUUUCCUCUGCAGCAAUACACCGCCUACGCUGCCUCCAUCAGCGAUCCCUCGUCUUUCUGGGCGCAGCAAGCAAAGCAACUCACAUGGCACACCACCCCGUCUACCGCCUUUCGCACUCAAACUCGCAAUCUCAAGUCAGGUGCCUCACAUACAGCCUGGACUUGGUUCCCAGACGGCGAGAUCAGUACGACGUAUAACUGCAUAGACCGUCACGUUGAAGCCGGACAUGGGGACAAGACGGCCAUCAUAUGGGACAGCCCCGUUACGAACAGCAAACAGCGAAUAAGCUAUGCCGAGCUACAGAAUGAAGUCGCUACCUUAGCUGGAGUGCUGAGGGAAGAAGGCGUGAAGAAGGGUGACGUGGUGCUAGUGUACAUGCCCAUGAUCCCUGCCGCACUAAUCGGUAUCCUGGCCACCGCACGGUUGGGCGCGAUACAUGCCGUCGUCUUUGGAGGCUUCAGCGCGGCGUCUCUGGCUCAACGGAUUGAGGCUAGCGAGCCGAAAGUCAUCCUGACGGCUAGUUGUGGCAUUGAGGGAGGGAAAGGUCCGUUAGCGUACCAGCCCAUGAUUAGGGGAGCGGUUGAACAAUGUCCGCGCAAACCCAGUAAGGUGUUGGUUUGGCAGCGGGAGCAGAGGCUAUGGGAUGAUGUACGGGAGGAGGACGGCGAGCGGGAUUGGCAGCGGUUGGUGAAGUCCGCGCGGGAUCAAGGCUUGAAAGCAGACAAUGUCCCUUGGUCAGUCAACCCUGUCAUGCAUUGGAUGGAGAAGACUUUCACCGCCGCAGAAGCGCGCAUUUCAUUGACAUCGUUCAUUGCAGGUACGACCGGCUUACCAAAAGGCGUUCUGCGUGAAGCGGGCGGGCACGCAGUUGGCCUCAACCUCACCAUUCGCUACGUUUUCGGCAUCCGAGGCCCGGGAGACGUUCUCUUCACGGCAAGUGAUAUCGGCUGGGUCGUCGGCCACAGCUACAUCAUCUACGCGCCCCUACUUGCUGGUGCCACGACGGUGCUGUUCGAGGGUAAACCCGUGGGAACACCGAGCGCAGACACCUUCUGGCGAAUCCUUGAAGAGUAUAAAGUCAACUCCUUUUUCACAGCUCCGACGGCGUUACGAGCGAUACGGAAGGAAGACCCAGCAAACAAGUUCUUCGAGACGCGAGGGAAACGGGGUGGGUUGAAGAAUCUUCGCGCCCUCUUUCUUGCUGGUGAGCGCUCAGAGCCGGCCAUCGUGACCAUGUACCAGGACCUCCUCUCCAAACAUUGCGUGCAAAAUGCAUGCGUGAUCGAUAACUGGUGGUCGUCCGAAUCCGGCUCGCCCAUGACUUCGCUGGCCCUGCUUCCCGCCGUAGCACAGCGGUUCGACGAUCACACUUUCCAUAAACCUUUACCCAUCAAGCCCGGGUCGGCGGGGAAACCUGCGCCUGGGUUUGCGGUGCAAAUUGUCGAUGAUGAGGGCAAAGAAGUGGCGAAGGGAGAGAUGGGGAAUAUUGUCCUGGGAUUGCCGUUUGCGCCGACAGGGUUCACGACGCUUUGGCGAGAUGAGGAGAGGUUUUACAAGAGCUACCUGAAGCGGUUCAACGGACGGUGGCUUGACACUGGGGAUGCGGGCAUGAUUGACAGUGAUGGCUACGUCCACGUCAUGAGCCGAGCCGACGACAUUAUCAAUGUCGCCGCCCAUCGCCUGUCGACGGGCGCGAUCGAACAAGCCAUCUCUUCCCACCCUUCCAUCACCGAGGCAGCUGUCGUCGGCAUACCAGACGAAAUGAAAGGGCACGUGCCAUUUGCUUUUAUCGCUAUACCCGAUCCGCCUCCAGACCUGCUCAAAGAUCUGAACGCCAGGUUACGGCACAGCAUCGGUCCGAUUGCGAGUUUAGGCGGGUUUAUUGCGAGCCCAGGCAUUAUUCCAAAGACACGUUCGGGCAAGACGCUGCGACGAACGCUGAAGGAAGCCUUGGAGAAUGGCGCCAAGGGCGAGUUCGAGAAAGACCCGAGUUAUCCGAGUACAAUUGAAGAUCCGGCCGUAGUAGGGAAGGCGAAGGAGGCGAUUAAGGAAUACUUCAGUUCUGGCGCUGGCGCUAAGGUCAAGGCGAGGUUGUAA
Baudoinia panamericana UAMH 10762 is the source of this 3915-nucleotide messenger RNA. RefSeq lists its product as uncharacterized. NCBI's taxonomy places the organism in Eukaryota, Fungi, Ascomycota, Dothideomycetes, Mycosphaerellales, Teratosphaeriaceae. The transcript is spliced from 5 exons. The record is from RefSeq and is a predicted model, not a curated record. Gene Ontology annotation, molecular function: oxidoreductase activity, acting on CH-OH group of donors; flavin adenine dinucleotide binding. The coding region runs from base 1 to 3915 and encodes 1304 amino acids.